Molecule: messenger RNA, 1125 nt
Organism: Lodderomyces parapsilosis
Lineage: Eukaryota; Fungi; Ascomycota; Pichiomycetes; Serinales; Debaryomycetaceae
Gene: SFH5
Product: Sfh5p
Exons: 1
Coding region: 1-1125 (374 amino acids)
Biological process (GO): Golgi to plasma membrane protein transport; regulation of exocytosis
Cellular component (GO): cytosol; cortical endoplasmic reticulum; plasma membrane
Molecular function (GO): phosphatidylinositol transfer activity
Source: RefSeq, a predicted model, not a curated record
AUGGCUGAAGAAGCACCCAAAUCGACGAAUGCUCGUGACAUUGGUGAUGACAAUGGUGUAGUCACAACUACGAAAGAUGAUUCUAAACCUGUCAAGGCUGUAGUUAACGAUCACGAGGAUGUGAAAAACACCAUCAAUUCAACCACAUUGACCACCGACCAAGCUACCAAACUUGCGAAACUUAUUGACUUGAUCCCUAAAAUACUUGCCAAAUUAGACAAUCCCAACUACGAUGAAAUAUUCGGAUACAGAAUCAACACAAGCGACAAGCCACAUGUUGAUAUCAAUAUUCGAAAUGAAAUCUUGCUCAAAUUUCUUGCUGCUGAUGACUAUGAUUUACAAUUGAGCACUCAACGAUUGAUCAAGUGUUUGAAUUGGAGAAACAAAUUUCAACCUUUGCAUGCUGCAUUCAAGGAGGAAUUUGACCCAGAGUUGAAUUCAUUAGGUGUCAUUACUGAUUUCUCUAAAGCUGAUGAUAAUUUACAUGUCAUUACGUGGAACUUGUAUGGCAAUUUGAAGAAUCCGAAAAAGAUUUUUGAGAAAUUUGGUGAUAGUGGUGGUAGUGAAUCUGCUGACGAUGUUUUACCAGGAAGUCAAUUUUUGAGAUGGAGAAUUGGAUUAAUGGAAAAAUCGUUACGAUUGAUCGAUUUCACUUCUAAAGACAAUCAUAAAAUUGGUCAAAUCCAUGAUUACAACAACGUGUCAAUGUUUAGGAUCGAUCCAGGGAUGAAACAAGCGACAAAGGAAAUCAUUGAGAUUUUUGGUAGUAAUUACCCUGAAUUAUUGAGUACUAAAUACUUUAUUAAUGUUCCAUUGAUUAUGGGAUGGGUUUUCACAUUCUUCAAAACAAUUAGGGUCAUUAACGAAGAUACAUUAAAGAAAUUUCAAGUAUUGAAUCAUGGUGAUUUGAGUGAAACUUUACCCAAGAGUGAAUUACCCGUUCUGUAUGGCGGUAGCGUAGGUGGUAAUGGUGGUGGUAGCAAUGACAAAUUAAAACCCAAAGGAAGUGAUUUGUUUAGUUUGGACGUCAGUGAUACAAUCAAGUUGAGCGAGUAUGGGGAAUACGUAUUGAAGCAAAAAGCCGAUGAAGAUGAAGUCAAACAUGUGAAUGACGAAGUAGAGUAG